Messenger RNA from Hippocampus comes (tiger tail seahorse), 3681 nucleotides. RefSeq names its product MAP7 domain containing 2a (gene map7d2a). The record is from RefSeq and is a predicted model, not a curated record. NCBI's taxonomy places the organism in Eukaryota, Metazoa, Chordata, Actinopteri, Syngnathiformes, Syngnathidae. The transcript is spliced from 17 exons. Bases 257 to 2701 code for a protein of 814 amino acids. Gene Ontology annotation, biological process: microtubule cytoskeleton organization. Gene Ontology annotation, cellular component: microtubule cytoskeleton.
CACUCCCGCCCCCAUUGGCUGUAUGGUGCGUCAUGCAGUCAGUGCAUGUUUCCGCUGUGUUCACUGGAUAUAUCACGUCAGCAUCAUCCGAGCCAGACUCCUCAUCCCCAGCCCUCGCCAUGACCUUCAUCGGGACUAUUUAGCUUCAUGCUGAGUUUGUUAUAUUCCCUUGAGAUUCGUUGAUGAAAGCGGACACCUGAGCUGCAUAGCGGCGUCACUGCGGCUGGUUUGCAGCUUUUCUUUUCUCGUGCGAUCCAUGGCCAACAUAGUAACAGCGUCCGACACAGUGGCAGCAGUCGAAAAGAUGGCGCCUCCAACUGUCCCGCUACUUCCCGACAAGAGAAAUGGAACAAACAGUCACGGCUCCCCGGCCAGAACUAAAAAAACAACUGCGACAAACACAGACAAGAAGCCCCUGUUGAAUGGAAUUGCGUCGCCUUCACACUUGGUUGCGACCAUCAGCACCAACCCUGCCAGCAAACCAAUUGUGGAGGGAUUUUUGAAGACAGAUGACAGGAUGCGUUUAGCCAAAGAGAGACGGGAGGAGAGGGACAGAAGCCUUGCGGCACGGGAGCAGCUGAUCCGGGAGAAGGAGCGACGAUCUCAGCUGCAGUACGAGCGCACGGUGGAGGAGCGCUGGAAGCGGCUGGAGGAGCAGAAGCACAAGGAGGAGCUGCGCCGGGCUGCGGGGGAGGGGAAGCGAAGACUGCAGCUGGAGGAGGAGAGGGAGCGGCUGGAGGCCCUGAUGAGACGCUCUCUGGAGCGCAGCCUAAACCUGGAGAACAGACACAAACGCUGGAGCAGAGGCUUCCAUGUUGUAGCAGGUGACACUGAGAAUGCCUCGCUCUCUUUCUCUGCUGCCUCCACCCUUUCCCAUGGCCUUGCCUCCCCUAUUCCUGCUGUCAGCGAAUCUGCGCCUUGCAGCCCUCGCAGGUCACCUUUGUGCAACUCGCGGAGCCCCGCUGAUGCCCACAGAAACGGACUAGUGGAAGGCUCUCGGUCCACUCCCAACACCCCCAAGAAAGAGCGUCUGCGAAGGGAGAGGAGAACUGCCUCCCCGGGUGGUUCGUAUUUAAAGAGAAGAUCGGAAUCGCCGGCGAAUGUCAUCAGACAGAUGACACCUCCGACUACCUCCAAAUUGGCUUCUAAGACACACAUGCAGUCUCCCAUCAGUGUCCACGAGUCCCACCACUCUCCCACUGGACCUCGGCCUUCCACGAGUAAAGCACAACAGGGUGAGGUGGUGGGAAAAAAUCCCGGCCAUACCCGCAGUGCAGCUGACGUAUGCAAAGCCGGAUCAUUUGAAGCCGUCAAAGGUGACGCACCUGAGAAAAAAGAGGACCCUUCCGAGAAGAAAUCAGAUCAUAGCACUCAAAAUAGAGAGAAAAAAAGAGAAUCAUCGCCAUGCACGACCACAGGGAAGGCAGCAACCGGGAUAACCAAUGCGGAGGAGGCUAGCAAGGUGCUAGCAGAGCGUAGACGCCAGGCUCGGGCACAGAAAGAACUGGAGGACAAAAAACGAGAGCAAGCGGAUGAAGAAAGGCUCCGGGAACAGCAGAGCAGACAACAUGUGCAAGAGCAACAUGCGCAAGAGCAACAGCAGCCUAAGGCCAAGGAGCCUGGGGAAAAUGGCACAAGUUCCAACAAGGCAACACAACAAGAAGACAAACAGCAACAGGAUGUGCAGGAGAAGGAGCAAACGGGCACAGAGAGAGAAAAGGCGAAAGUUCAAGCACAUGAUGAAGCUGAGCGUCAACGUCAAGACCGUGAACAGCAGUCGCAACAGGAAGAGGAGGAGAGGCAGCUGAGAAAGAAGAGAAUUGAGGAGAUCAUGAAGAGAACGAGGAAAGGGGAAGCUGAUGUGAAGGACGAACAGGUGGAGACCAGGUCACCACCAGGAGAGUUAAAGACUGUCGAAAGUAAAGCUCAGGAAGACUUUAAACGGUGUAAAGAGCGGGUCACAAGCGACGGGGAAGGGAAGAAAGAAGCUACAGCACAGAUGGACUGUCGGAAGCAUGUUGAAAACAACGCUGAAGCGAUGCCAGCUCACAGUGUUCCUGACUCGAGAAUGGACAUCAGAAAAAUGAUAGUUGCAGAUGAACUGAACAAGGAGGGUGCGGAUGAUCCCCGACUAAAGGAGAGGGAAGUGCAAAUGAUUCCAAACAAGCAGCUGAGAAUCAAAUUUAAAGACAUGGACCCAUUCACAAAAGAACCAACCAGUGAGGCAGGUAGCAUGGUUAAGCAAAAUGGGAAGCAUGGAGCAGUCACGAGGGCAGAAAGUAUCUCUAGUAGAGGUCAUGUGACAGCUGAGGUAGACAAACUGAAAGCGGCGUCCUCGGCGGGGGGACCCGAAAGACAAGGACCUCGACAACCAUCCGCCAUUCAUCUGGAGCCACCGGAGGUGAGGCGGUCUUCUGAUGAGGUGCAGUCCAUGGACAUCAGCCCAGCUUCAAAGGAGGAAUUGAUUUCCAUCCCAGAAUUCUCGCCAGUUAAUGAAAUCCAGCAAUGCAGCUUAAGUAACACCCGGGCCCUUCAGGACUUGAUGGACCUGACAGGUAGCAUCACAUGCUCCAAAAGGACCUCUGAAGGCAACGUCGGCGACUGCAACAAAAAUCUGAUCCAGGGGGUCGUCAGCCCCAUGUCGGACUCGAAGCUCAUCGGGAUGUCACCACCCUCCUCGAAUCGACUUAAUAUCCACUAAUGCAACCAACGUUUUCUCCUUUAAACAUACUAGAGCUGGCAUUUAGAAAAUAGACAUCUGUACCAAUACAUUUAUGGACAAGAGCCAUAGAAACUGACAGCUACUAAAAUUACCCCUAGCAAUAUUGCAAUAUACUAAUCACAUAUAGCAGAUGUGGAUAACGGAGUAAGGGUGGGCCUGUGAUUGAUUGGCAAGCAGUCCAGGGUGUAUCCUGUGUUUCACCCAAAGCCAUAGUCUUAAGACAAUUUGAUGUGAUUUUCUUAUUGAGACGUCAGCACUGUAAGUGAUCGAUGAAGAUGACGCUGAAAAAAAAAAGAUGUUUGUUGCAAACUGGAAGGAAAUUUGAACUUGGAUUGGCGCAGCAGUGAAAGUGAUUUGAUCUUAUUUUAAAGGUGAAUUUGGCUCAAUGAGCACUUUCAACCUUUCCUCUAAUGUUUUCAGAGAUUUACUUUAAGAAAUACGAAAAUUUGUCAACUGUUGAGGGCCUUGAAAAUGCUUGCACAACCACGUUUAGGUUUUUGUGUCUAAAUGUAGAUUCAUUUUGGAGUGACCUGAAGGAAGAGCUUUGAUAUCGCAAUUCUGUGCUACCACUGUGCUGACAUCUAUUUUUUUCCCUCUGUGCAAUGAGGUUCAGUGUGCGACCUUUAACACCUGAACAUUGUAUGCCCAAAAUCUUGUCCAAGUCACAUUGCUUAGCACAUGUAGCCCAAUAUGUGUCAACUUUCCACUCUCCCCUGCAAGGGGCUUUAGAAUCCUUGUUGAUAGAUCAGACAUUUAAUCUGCUGCAUAGAGUGGUUUGGAAUUGGCUUGAUUUAUUUUCAGAACUGAAUUUAAAGAAAACAUUUAAUUUGCAGACACAUUUUAGCGGAAAUAGAACCAUAUCGGCUCAUAUUUCAAAAGGAGUGACUUUUGUGACUGUUGAGUUGUGCAUGGUUAUCAUGGCCAAAAAUGAUCAACCCAAUAAAAUAUAAAGUCAUCAA